This is a messenger RNA of Trichoderma virens Gv29-8, 1254 nucleotides long. RefSeq lists its product as uncharacterized. The transcript has a single exon. Lineage: Eukaryota; Fungi; Ascomycota; Sordariomycetes; Hypocreales; Hypocreaceae. The record is from RefSeq and is a predicted model, not a curated record. The coding region runs from base 1 to 1254 and encodes 417 amino acids.
AUGAUCACCUUUGGCUGGGAACUAGAGCUGAUUGUGCACUUACAGGAAGGAGAGCCUGCUGGUCUCGAAUUACAGGCCAAAAAAUUACGUGAGCUGGCAUUAAGCCUUAAAUAUCAAGCGCCAGAUCUGCCCGUGGCCGCUCAAUGCUCCCAUAACCAACUUUCAACUUGUUGCAUCUGUGAGGAUGCUCCUCCCGAAUUUCGCAGCUUCUGUUUGAGAGUCUUCACACCAGCUGAGCCUAUGUUUGAGCCCGGAGGAAACUCAGAAAACCUGUAUUUUCACGUCAAAAAAGAAUCACUUUGCGUCCCAGAGGAUCAACACGGUAACAGGCUGGCUCAUGGUUUUGAGAUUACUUCACCUAUUUUAGACAAUGAGGAGCUCAAAUCUGGGCUCCCACAGACUGAAAAAAUUGUCUCAGCUAUUCGAAAUAGCCACUUGAGUAUUUCGGCGCACGUAAGGUGUGGUCUUCACAUCCAUGUGGGUGUAAAGAACGGCAUGACAUUGAAUGUCGCCAAGAAAGCAGCUACAUUGGUCAUGAUGCUUGAGCAACCUCUUUUUACAACAUUUUCAUCCGUUAGCCGUUCUGAGAUUCCUGCCUGGUUCAGCCACAUUGGUAAGAAAUGCUACUUUGCAACCAAGGCUAGUAGAGAAUGCUGCUCCAUAACGAGAGAAAACACGAGCCGACAGUUACUCGAACAUUUGCCUAUUCUUCCUUCGCAACUGCAACCGGCUGAGUGGAACGACAGCAAUCCCAACAAGUGGUAUCUUGCCCUGAAUUAUAUCUGGCUAACAGACAAUAUGUGGAGGCUCUCAACUGGACUACUAACAGAUGGAGGCGCAAAGGCCAGCUUGGCUUUGUGUACUCGCACAAAGCGUGGAAAACCAGCAUACGAGAAUGAUGUUUCUAAUCGCAAUGGCACGGGCGGACUUAAUGGAUCGCCAUCGACGAUAGAGUUUAGGUACCCGCCAACAAGCUUCGAUAUCGAAUUCAUCAAGUGCUGGGCCGAGAUCUCAUGCAAAGUUGUAGAGAUUGCUACGCGCGACACUUCGGCUUUUAGUAAAGUGGCUGCAGAUUUGCUCCAGGAGUUGCAAAGGGAUGAGAAAGAGUCUGCUUUACCUAUGUGGGCACGAAUUCUCAAUGUUCUCGACUUGGGCCAUCAGAUUGACUUUUGGAAGCAGCAGUUGGAGCGGUUUGAAGCUGGCGAGAUCAUCCGGUUCCUUGAUUCAGACGGUUUUGUGUUGCCGGACUAUUAG